This is a messenger RNA of Thunnus maccoyii (southern bluefin tuna), 2270 nucleotides long. It is a transcript of the gene crip2, whose product is annotated as cysteine-rich protein 2. NCBI's taxonomy places the organism in Eukaryota, Metazoa, Chordata, Actinopteri, Scombriformes, Scombridae. The record is from RefSeq and is a predicted model, not a curated record. Bases 152 to 769 code for a protein of 205 amino acids. The transcript is spliced from 8 exons.
GCUUCUGUGAGCGGAGCGGGACACUUGCUGUGGAGAGAAGAGAGCCAGAGGACGAAGAGAGAAAAGAGAGAGUGUGGACGCCGCUCCAGAGAGAAACAAACAAACAAACAAAACAUAUAGAUCACUUUCACUCGACCCAGAACAUCGCAACAUGGCUUCAAAGUGCCCUAAGUGUGACAAGACGGUGUAUUUCGCUGAGAAGGUGUCAUCACUGGGGAAGGACUGGCACAAGUUGUGUCUGAAGUGUGACCGUUGCAACAAGCUGCUCAACGCCGGAGGCCACGCUGAGCACGAUGGAAGGCCCUACUGCCACAAACCGUGCUAUGCUGCCCUCUUUGGACCAAAAGGUGUGAACAUCGGUGGAGCCGGUUCUUAUGUGUAUGAUACUCCAGCCAACAACAACCCGUCUCCUACGAGUGUGGAUUCAGCCCCCAGAGCUGAGGAGAAGAGAACGUUUGCACCCAAGGCACCAUCAAAAGCUGGCAGCAUCACCACUUUUUCCGGAGAGGCCAACCUGUGUCCCAGAUGCAACAAGAAGGUGUAUUUUGCUGAAAAGGUGACAUCACUGGGCAAGGACUGGCAUCGGCCCUGCCUGCGCUGUGAGAGGUGCAGCAAGACUUUGGCGCCUGGCAGUCAUGCAGAGCAUGACGGCCAGCCUUACUGCCACAAACCCUGCUAUGCUGUUCUCUUCGGGCCCAAAGGCGUGAACACUGGUGGUGUGGGCAGCUACAUCUAUGACAAGGAGCCCAGUGCAGUUACCGAGCCUUGAACCCUUUGUCCUCCCCUCAGCCUCAUCCCUCUCUACACAACACUGACCAUCAGCCACAGUAUUAUUUGUAGACUUUCUCUCUCUCUCUCUCUCUCUCUCUCCAUCCUUCCUGUGCGUUCACACCUGAGACAACCAGCCUUCUGCUCCAGAUCCUCUCCUCAGUCUCUGCUCUUCUCCUUUAUCCUGACCCGCUCCCAGAAGUCCCCGGAUCAGACUUAGUGCCACGAGGAAUGAUUCAUUGAUUACAAAUGCUGCCGAGACAUGUGUUAUACGUAUUUGCUCCAGGAGAGCCCUCAGCACAAGCACACACAGUUGUUGUUCUGCAUCCUGCAUUCCCACAUGAUUGCUAUAGUUAUUGCACUAUGAAUUUAAAAUAUUUCAACAUUUUUGCCACGUUUACACAUUUAUAAAUGUAUGUGAGCAUAUUACAAGUCACCACAGUCAAAUAUUAAAGUCUUAUAUUGCAGUUUUUGUACCCAGGAUUGAAGAUGUCAAGUUUUUGAGAUGAUGUAUUGGUAUGCUUUAUAUAAAAAAGAAAGAUGGAUAGUGAUUCUCAGGUGUGGAAAGCUGCAUUUUGAGUGGAGGUGCAGUGCGUUGACUGUGAUGUGCUGACAGGCAGAGGAAUUUCAUUUCGAAGGCUGCUGCACACACAGGUGGUGCUCAGGAGCACAUUGCCAAUAAAUCUGUAUUUUUUUCAAAUGCCAUAUUUACGGUUUGGCUACCUGACAACAUUCCUUAUGUUUUUUUUGUUUUUAAAAAAAAAAUCAGAUUCUGUUCAACAUAUUGUAUAAAGAUUGUUGCAGGUGGGACAACGGAUGUCUGAGCCGACUGUGACAUUUUCAGCACAUCCAUGAGGCUGUAUUAAAAUAUGAAUUUGUUUUACUUUUGAGCGUUAUGUUUAUAACCUGUUUUACAUCAGAAUCUGGAUAAUAAGAUAUUACAAUGUCUAAUAAAUAACACAAACUUGUCCCGGUUAUAAAUAAUAUAUUUUUUAGAUUGAAUCAUUCUAAGAGGCAGAAUGUGGGUGAUGAUUUGGGAAAGGAGGGCUAUGAUUUGUCAGGGGUCAAACAUGUAUUUAUUACUCUGUUAAUAAAGUCUGUUAAAGUUCAUCAGCCAUUGUACUGACAGAUUAUGAAUGAGGUAAAAAAAUGAGGCGAUGUAAGCUGUAUAAUUCUCUAUGAUGAAGAUUUUUAUCAUUAUUUUCAAAUAAAUAACCCUGCUGUUAUUUUCCAAGAGACGACGCGCUAUUUGAAGUAUUAUAUUGUUUUGCCGUUAGCAAAUACAGUAGCUUAGCUUGUAGAAACAGAGAUGAGACAAGUCAUUCUGUAAGAAUGUGCGUUCUAGUAUUAUUGUAUGAUUGUUACUGUGUUUGUUUAUUAUCUAUUGUACAUCGUAGGGCUGUAGACACGGCAGGGCUCACUGUAGAACUGAAACUCUGCACUUCAACCCUGCUGCAUUUGUCUUUUUAAUCCCAUGAAUAAAUAUUUUAGAAACUCUUCCA